Fonsecaea multimorphosa CBS 102226 is the source of this 2064-nucleotide messenger RNA. RefSeq lists its product as uncharacterized. Lineage: Eukaryota; Fungi; Ascomycota; Eurotiomycetes; Chaetothyriales; Herpotrichiellaceae. The coding region runs from base 1 to 2064 and encodes 687 amino acids. Gene Ontology annotation, biological process: phosphorylation; phosphorelay signal transduction system. Gene Ontology annotation, molecular function: phosphorelay sensor kinase activity. The transcript has a single exon. The record is from RefSeq and is a predicted model, not a curated record.
AUGGCGUCGCGAAAACGCACCGCGGAAGAACAUCCUGACGGUGUCGUCAGGGCGGCGAGCAAAUCAUUUUUCGCCGCCCCGCUAACAAACUCCUUGACGUCUGAUCACCUCAGUCCUCCUCCGAGUCCAACUUCGAGUUGUAGUCGCCAAAAACCCGCCGGCAUGGAAAGAAUUUUCGCACUGUCGCCGACGCCGACUGUCGUCCUCGACAAAGAUUUACGAAUAGUCAUCCUUUCGAAUUCCUGGCAGAAACAGGCCUGUAUCUCACUGGACAGAGUUCGUGGCAAAUCCUUUCUGGAGACGAUCGACACGUUGCACCUGCCAACAGAUGCCGUCACCACCACCCAACUGAUUCAGGGUGCAAUCGCGAGCCGCGAAGAGCAGCGCUCUGAACCCCUACAAGGCAUUCAGGCUUCCAGCUAUUGGCGGGUCCGCGUGGUCCCCAUUUUUGACGAGGACGAGCUCCUCUACGUGGUUAUUGAGGGUGUUGACGCUACGCUAGAGGUCAACGCGACACGAGAACAGCUCGCUCAACUGUCAUCGGCAGAGACAUAUCGCAUCUUGGUUAGCACCCUUCGCGACUACGCCAUCUUCAUGCUGGAUGCCAAUGGCUGUAUAGCCACGUGGAACACAGGCGCCAUGUUACUCAAACAGUACACCCGGGAAGAAGUCCUGGGCCGACACUUCUCGACUUUUUACAGCGAAGAAGACCGAAAAGCACGGAAACCUGAAAAGGAACUGGAAGUAGCGCUGCGAGAGGGCAAAGUUGAAGACGAGGGCUGGCGGGUCAAAAAGGACGGGUCGAGGUUUUGGGCGAAUGUCAUCAUCUCUCCCGUCUACCGCGACGGAGUCUUGACUGGUUUCAGCAAAAUCACCAGGGAUUUGACGGAACGAAAGGCGGGAGAGGCACGACUCAUUGCUGCCUACGAAGAGGCAUCCAAAAUGAAGUCCGACUUCUUGGCUAACAUGAGCCACGAGAUUCGAACGCCCAUGCAUGGGAUGCUCUCCGCCUUGUCGUUACUGAUCGACACGGGCCUCACGGACGAACAAAAAGAGCUUGCCAACAUUAUCGAUGAAUCGGGAGCCAUACUGUUGCAGGUCAUCAAUGACAUCCUCGAUUAUUCCAAGCUCAGCUCCGGAACGUUUUCCCUCAACAAGGAGGUCAUGAAUAUUGCGGAAAUUGUCGCUGCCGUGCGACGGUGUUUCAAUAUAGGGUCGGCCGAAAAUUUGAGAUUUGAAAUCGACCUGGAUCCUCACCUCCCAACGUUUGCUCAAGGAGAUCCUCUCCGCUACCGUCAGAUUUUGCAGAACCUAGUGUCAAACGCAAUCAAAUUCACCGACCGAGGCUAUGUACGCGUCAAGGUCGCUCUCACCCACGAGGACGAAUCCUCAUAUGACAUCAAAACCGAAGUGAUUGAUUCUGGUAUUGGCGUCCACCCCGACGCGGAGAAUGUCUUAUUCACCCCAUUCACCCAGCUGGACACCUCUUCGACUAAGAGAUACAAAGGCACCGGACUUGGCCUUUCCAUCUGCAAGAGUUUGGCCGAACUUAUGGGUGGGGUGGUGGGUUAUCUGCGGAAUCCAGAGGGCCAGGGAAGCCUCUUCUAUUUCACAUCCAAGAUCAACAAGUUAGAAGUCUCACCGGCCAAACCAUCUCCCAAAGCAGCGCUGGAUAUGGAUCUCAAGAAGUUGGCGCAAACGAAGCACAUCCUUCUCGUCGAAGAUAACGCCAUCAAUCAAACCAUCAUGGUUCGCCUUUUGCGAAGCUUUGGCCUGGAGAAGGUGGACGUGGCUGCUGAUGGCGCCGAGGGGGUGAAGAAGGUAACCGAAAAACCUUUGGCCUACAGCCUGAUCUUGAUGGACAUUUCCAUGCCGGUGAUGGAUGGUGUGACCGCCACAAGGAAGAUUCGGGGAGCUGGUCAUGUGGUUCCUAUUAUUGCCAUGACUGCCAACGCGUUGAAAGGAGACGAAGAGGCGUACCUUGCAGAAGGCAUGAACGACUAUAUUGCCAAGCCGGUGGACAGAAGGCUUCUUAUGGAGUCGCUAGUGAGAUGGCUGCGUUAA